AUGAAUAUCGUUGCUAAGCAGUACACAUUUGCAAUCACGAUGAAUUACUUGUGUUCAAAUGCAGGACAACAUGUUGCUCUUGGCCAUGCUGAUAAACACGUCUUGGCUAGUGAAGGUGCCGAUAAUUAUUUGAUGAAUUUCUAUAUAACCCAAAAUUCAAGUACUUAUCGACCACCGGGUGUACGACCAACAUCAAAUCUUCUUGGAGAUAAAUCAUUGACAACAGAAAAUUUGUUUACAAAAAAACUGGUAGACGAGAGAAAGAAAACAGGUUAUGUCAGUAAUGAAAGAUAUUAUUUACCAUAUACACGUUCACUCGAUGAAUUGGACAAUCCAAUAUUAGGCCGUAUGUGUACAGAUAAUUAUGUCACUUCUCAUCAGACACAUUAUCAACCGUAUGAAUUACCGAAUGGUACAGAAUCUAUGCCACCGAAUAUUGCCAACCAAACAUCUGGAUUUUUUCGUGAACGUGCCGUGCAUAUUCCCAAUUCAUUUGUUCCACCAGUUGGCGGCAAGGAAGAUACAACAUAUGGAAAUGAUUUUAGUAGACCAGCUCAAACUGAACCAGUAAUUGUCGGUCAAGUUGGUCCAAAAGAACGAUCUGGAUUUGUUUCCAACACCGAAGUCGACCCAUUAACAACAACCGUAGGAGAACGAUGGCAUUAUCGCUCAAGACCAACAGGUUCCACUGAAUAUAAAGAUAAAUUCCCACAAUAUGACUACCCAAAAGGAGACGAUCCUUUACUUACAGUUAUUGAUCCUCAUACGAAACCAUCGUCUGAUCGUAUUAUCAACAACUUCGUUUUACCAACAAAUGAAGGACCUUACGCGGGUGGUAGAUUCGCACCUGAUUCAACGGAAUACCGAAAGCAUUAUCUUGGUAAAGGAUUUUUACCCGAAAAGAUGGGCCAUCUAGAAGUCGGACCGAAAGAAACGACAGGUCCAGUACGAAAUGAACAUGGUUUCACUCAAACGUUCGAUGAUCCACGCCGAUUUAUUACCACAUAUCAAAUGAAUCAUUUUGACAUGAAUCCAAAAGGACGUGAUCGUGAAGGUUAUGUUGUUGGUGGUGUACAAAAACCGCGAACAAACGGUUUUACCGACGAUACCAAAAUAUCCAAACCAUUCGAUAACUAUCGCGAUGAACGUCUUACGCGCUAUCAUCUUGAUCCAUAUCAAGUCAGGAGUUUACGAGCGCGUGAUCCGUUCUUUGAUGACUCAACACAUGAUAAUAAAGGUCAUAUUCAAAAGCCUACUGAAAUGUUUUAA
Messenger RNA from Adineta ricciae, 1269 nucleotides. The record is from the annotation of a GenBank genome assembly. Lineage: Eukaryota; Metazoa; Rotifera; Eurotatoria; Adinetida; Adinetidae.